GGUUUUGGCUGUGCUGACGGAUUUCGGGGUGUGCGUGGUCCGAGUGGGCGGCGGGGUCGUGUGUGUGGGCUGUGUUCCCGUGAUGGGGACGUGCGGGGAUGGAAACGAGGAGCCCGUAGGUCUGGCCGUGGCGGGGGAAGUAGGAGUCUCCGGGUAUGUUGGGCUGAGGAGUCGGUGGGUAGUGGGUGUCACGGAGGACGUGGUAGAGGGUGCCCUGUGGGUGGACAGGGUGUUUUUGGGGCCUGAUGGGGUGGGUAAUGCUGUGGUCGUCCGGAAAGAAGUCCCCGAGGGGGGACCUGUCGUGUGGGCGGUGUUGGGGACAAGGGUCGUGUGUGCGGAGUGAGACGUGUGCGGAGUGUGUCGUUUGCUGGUGGACUCUGUGGCCGUGGCAGUGUGAGUCACGGACGUCACGGUUCCCGUGGCCGUUGGUUGGUGGGAGACCGUGGGCUUGGGGGCAGAGGAGGUUUCAUGGUGGAUGGGUGCGGAAGGGUAGGUCGCUCUGGACGUGGAGGUUUUGGCUGUGCUGACGGAGUUCGGGGGGUGCGUGGUCCGAGUGAGUGGCGGGGUCGUGUGCGUGGGCUGUGUGCCCGUGAUGGGGACGUGUGGGGAUGGAGACGAGGAGACCGUGUGUCUGGCCGUGGAGGGGGAAUUAGGGGUCUCCGUGUGCGUUGCGGUGAUGAGUCGGUGGGUAGUGGGAGUCACGGAGGACGUGGUAGAGGGGGCAGCGUGGGUGGAGACGGUGGUCUCGGGGCGCGAUGGGGUGGCUAAGGCGGUGGUCGUCCGGAAGGAAGUUCCCGAGGGGGGACCUGUCGUGUGGGCUGUGUUGGGGACAGGGGUCGUUUGUGCGGAGUGCGUCGUAUGUGGCGUGUGUCGCCUGCUGGUGGACUCUGUGGCCGUGGCAGUGUGAGUCACGGACGUCACGGUUCCCGUGGCUGGUGGUUGGUGGGAGACGGUGGGCUUGGGGGCAGAAGAGGUUUCAUGGUGGAUGGGUGCGGAAGGGUAGGUCUCCCAGGACGUGGAGGUUUUGGCUGUGCUGAUGGAGUUCGGGGUGUGCGUGGUCCGAGUGAGUGGCGGGGUCGUGUGUGUGGGCUGUGUGCCCGUGAUGGGGACGUGCGGGGACGGAGACGAGGAGCCCGUGGGUCUGGCCGUGGCGGGGGAAGUAGGAGUCUCCGGGUAUGUUGGGCUGAGGAGUCGGUGGGUAGUGGGCGUCACGGAGGACGUUGUAGAGGGUGCCCUGUGGGUAGACAGGGUGGUUUUGGGGCCUGAUGGGGUGGGUAAUGCUGUGGUCGUCCGGAAGGAAGUCCCCGAGUGGGGACCUGUCGUGUGGGUGCUGUUGGGGACAGGGGUCGUUUGCGCGGAGUGCGUCGUAUGCGGCGUGUGUCGCUUGCUGGUGGACUCCAUGGCCGUGGCAGUGUGAGUCACGGACGUCACGGUUCCCGUGGCCGGUGGUUGGUGGGAGACGGUGGGCUUGGUGGCAGACGAGGUUUCAUGGUUGUUGGGUACGGAAGGGUAGGUCUCCCAGGACGUGGAGGUUUUGGCUGUGCUGACGGAGUUCGGGGUGUGCGUGGUCCGAGUGAGUGGCGGGGUCGUGUGCGUGGGCUGUGUGCCCGUGAUGGGGACGUGCGGGGACGGAGACGAGGAGCCCGUGGGUCUGGCCGUGGCGGGGGAAGUAGGAGUCUCCGGGUAUGUUGGGCUGAGGAGUCGGUGGGUAGUGGGCGUCACGGAGGAUGUGGUAGAGGGUGCCCUGUGGGUGGACAGGGUGGUUUUGGGGCCUGAUGGGGUGGGUAAUGCUGUGGUCGUCCGGAAAGAAGUCCCCGAGGGGGGACCUGUCGUGUGGGCGGUGUUGGGGACAAGGGUCGUUUGUGCGGAGUGAGACGUGUGCGGAGUGUGUCGUUUGCUGGUGGACUCCGUGGCCGUGGCGGUGUGAGUCACGGAGGUCAGGGUUUCUGUGGCCGUUGGUUGGUGGGAGACGCUGGGCUUGGGGGCCGAAGAGGUUUCAUGGUGGAUGGGUGCGGAAGGGUAGGUCUCUCUGGACGUGGAGGUUUUGGCUGUGCUGACGGAAUUCGGGGGGUGCGUGGUCCGAGUGAGUGGCGGGGUCGUGUGCGUGGGCUGUGUGCCCGUGAUGGGGACAUGCGGGGACGGAGACGAGGAGCCCGUGGGUCUGGUAGAGGUGGAGGGGGGUGUAGGGGUCUCCGGGUGCGUUGGGGUGAGGAGUCGGUGGGUAGUGGGAGUCACGGAGGACGUGGUAGAGGGGGCAGCGUGGCUGGAGAGGGUGGUCUCAGGGCGCGAUGGGGUGGGUAAGGCUGUGGUCGUCCGGAAGGACGUCCCCGAGGGGGGACCUGUCGUGUGUGCGCUGUUGGGGACAGGGGGCAUGGAUGUGGAUUGUGAAGUCAGGGCUCCGUGUGGCUUGCUUGGAGUGGCUUCUCCUUGUGUGGUCCUGAAGGCCGUGUGUGUCGAGUGCUGUGUGGGGCUCGUUUGGUUGUUACUGUUGCUGCUCGUGCUCUCCUGUGACGACGUUCCUUCUGUGUGUUGUGUCCGUGCAGUGUCAUGAGCGGUUGGGGUCCUCGUGUGCGUCGUGGCUGCUGUGGAAACAUUAUUUGUCAGUUUGUCCUGUUGCUUCUGAAUGCGCACUGGCGGUGCACGCUUCCUGUCCCCUGUGCCUGCCUAUGCCCUACUCUCCUGGGCUUCUCACAUCCCCGAUGGUGAUGGUCCAGGAGUUUUCGGAGUGUGUCUGUUCACGCAUUCUAACUGGUUUUUUUCGUUGUUUUUGUUACUCCUUUCAGCAUGGUUGUCACGUGCUCAUUGUGGUCCCUUCUGUAUGGCCCUUAGUGGUACCUGUGCCAUUCCGUAUUCUCAGGUUCUUCCUUUGGGUUGGGUUGGGCUUGUCCCCCGGCCAUCCCCUUUUUGUCCUGGGACGUGUGUUUCUCUCAAUGCCCUGGGAAGACUGGGGUUGUGUUGCCUUCUCUGAGGGUGUGGGGAGUGUGCUCUAGGUGCAUUGUGAGCUGUGGCAUGACUUUGGGUCUGUGGUCAUGUGGGAUGCGGUGGUUGCGGUGGGUUGGGGCUCUAGCGUCGUGGUCGUGGGAAGUUGGGUGGCAUGUCGCUGGUGCUGUGAGCUUGGGGUUGUGGCUUGGUGGUGCACCGCACAUUUUGGCCCAUUGUGGCCCAUGCAGCGCCAUGCCGGCCCCUACCGCUUUGGUGCGUUGCAGGCAUAUGAGCUUCUGCCCCUUUCUGGGGAUAGGCAUGAGGGUGUGCUUACUUGGUGGGGGUAGUGUAGAGGUCUCUGAAGUUUCUGGGGUCCGUGGGAAAGCCGUGCUGUGCUCUGUGGAGUGAGCUGUGGAUCGCGUCACUGAGCUGAGUGUGGAUGCUGUGGACUUCGUUGUGGCCCCUGUCACUGUGGGUCCUGUGGCCGUGGACUUGAGAGUAACCGUUGGGGCUGGUUCCGACGUGGGCCGUAGGGUGAUGGCAGGGAUGGUUCGAGGUGACUCUGCAGGGAGCAGUGCUCAGAACAUUCCUCCAGAGCUCGUGUACUUUCCCCCUGGACCCGGGCUCCCUGCCCCCCUGACCGCUGUAUGCUGUGGGAGGGUUGUGGCUGCCCCCGCAGACACCCCCAGCCGCCCGGGCUCAAGUGGUCUCGCUGCCGUUUUCCAGGACCCUGCGCUCACGGGGCCACCGCCUCUCCGUCCACCCACUGUUGGUAAUAGAAUAGAUGGCUUGUUCCCCUAUGGUUUCUGGGCUGCUGGAAGGGGUUCUGCUGGGUGGGACGGGGUGGGCUCCCAGGGGUUCUCUAGGUGACCUGUCCUACGUGUUUUUUCUCACUAGUGUCAGGCAGCCAAGAACGGUCCCAUUCUGUGACCAGUUAUCCUCAGAAAAAGGCUUUCAUGGAAACCAAGCCCUGGUCCGAAGCACGGGGGCUCUGUGGCACGAGUGAGCUCAGUGGCGCGUUCUGUCUGUGGGGAGGUGUGGGGCCCCGUCCCCCUGCCCUCACCUAAGCCCUGGUCAGACGUCUUGUUUCCCCAGGCUACCUGGGGCUGGGCGCUAUGGCGGGCCCCUUCCCCUCCGCCGCUCCCUCCGUGCAGAGCGGCCCCAGGGGCGGGCCAGACUCAGUCCCUGCCCCGUCCCACACCCGAUGUCUGGGGCCGCAGGGACGGCAGUGUCGGCGGCCAGGACCCUGGGCCCCGCAGUGCCCGAGAGACGCAGCCUGGGCUGGCCGGGGGCUGUCCCGCCGAGCCAGGGCAGGGCCGGCGUCGGCCUGCCUCACCGCGGCACCCAGUGUGUGCGAUCACCUGUGCUGGGCCUCGGCGUGCUGGGCGGCGGCGCUGUAAGGAGAGGAGCAGUCAGGGGCGCCGCCCCUCGCCCGGCCGAGGGCCCCGGGGUGAGCCGCCGUGGGGGGCCGGGCCCCUGCUCCUGGUCUGCACCCCCAUCUGUUCCCUGCCCCGUCCCCCCAUCAGCAGCGGCCCGGGGGACCUGGUGCUGAGUCCCCAGCAGGUCGUGUGCCCACACGUCCCAGCCCGCUGGUGCGGGGGAGGCGGGGGUCUGCCCUGUGGCUAGCGACCGGGGCGGAGCGUGGAGGCUGUUGCCUUUCCUGUUUCUGCUGCCCUGGCCCAGCUUGCCGGGGUUCCCAGGAGGCUCCGCACCCCAGGGCACAGCCCUGCAGACGGGGCUGCCAGGAAGGAGGCUGGAAGUGUGUGUGGGCUGGCAGCUCCUGCUGGAGGCUGGUGGGUGUGGGGGCUGGGUGGCCCGCGGAGCUUACUGCAAGGAACGCAGGUCCCCGUGCCGUGGUCGAAAUACUCGUGCUGGGAACAGUUGUAGCAGCCUGGAGAGGAGGGGCCCAGAAGGUGAUGGGGACGCCCCCGUUGCCCGGGCCUGGUCCCUCCGCUCUGUCCACCCCCAGCCCCCGCCCGUGCCCGAAGCCUGGGCGCAGGCGCUCCCUGCUUGGCCCGUACCUUCGGUGUUGGUGUCUGGGACGCUCUGUGGGUACCCGGGGCAGAGGCAUGGCUGGUAGUGCCACGUGCAGUCGGCCUCCUGGUCGUACUGGUACCCGCCGUCUCCCGGAGCGUGCGUGUUGUAGAAGUCGCAGUAGACAGCUGGGAGAAGGGGCUCCUGUCAGGCCCUCGGUGCGCGGGUCGUGGGGUCCGAACCCGCACCUGUGCCUGCCCCAGAGUGUGUGGUCCUAUGGACAGGGGCGGGGGGCACUCACGGCAGAAGUCCGGGGUCCUCCAGUCCACACACACGCCUUUGUCCAGGCAGGCCUUGGCGUAGGCGGCCACCGCGUCACACAGGCACUCACAGUCGCCGCUGGUGUCACAGCCACACGCGUCUCGCACACAGGCUUCGUAGUAGGGCAGAUGGUACACCUGUGAGAGCCGGCUGUCAGCGCCACCUGUGCCCAGUGCUGGGCGCUCGGGAGCCGGGCAGCCGGGCGCCGGGACAUGGGGAGUCGGGGGACGGGGAAGCCGGGAGCGGGGGCCGGGGCCGGGCACACCUGGCUGUGGCAGGCGGCGAAGGUAGGGCUGUUGAUGAUGCCGCACUUGCGCGUCGCCCAGCUGCGGCGGAAGGCGUUGAGGCUGCAGGGGUCCAGCGCGAGGCCCGCGUCCCCGCACAGCGGGCUGUCCUUCCACGAACUCACGAAUUCCAGUUCACUGGACGCCACGUAGUUGCUGCGCGUCUCGAAGUCGUCUUUCAUGUUCCCGUUGUAGUUGCCGCACAGGCCGCACAGGGCACCCUGUGGGGGUGCUGGCGUCAGGCCGGGCGCUGCCCCUGCCCGUGGGUGGACCCGGGCCCCGGGGCGGCGCCAGUACCUGGCUGCCGCGCGUGACGCUGAUGGAGACGGUCAUGCGUUUGUUCCAGAUGAGGGUCAGGUUGUAGCGGCUGCCGACGACGACGUCCAGCACCAGGUUCAGGGGGCUGGUGGCCACCCGCAGCCGCACGUGCGGGUCUUCCCCGUGGACCGUGUAGUUUCUGUCCGCCAGCACGACGGACACACCCUGUGGGGCGGGGCGGUCACGCGGCUGCCUGGCCCCCAGGCUUUGCGUCCCCUGCGCAAGUUCUCUGAGGCAGGUGGACCCCAUCUGUAAGGGAGCGCGUGGGCCAGGCCUGCCCGGGCCGGCUCUCUGCUGGGGGCCUGUCCUCUAGACACUGGGGUUGGCAGAAUGUUCCAGAAAAUGGUGGAAAAUGCACCAAGGGCUGAGGGUGAGGCUUCUGGGAGAAAACCUUCCCUUCGCACAGCUGUCCAGCCCCAGGAGACACGGCUGCCUGCCCUGCGGACGGGUGAUCUGGGGGCACCCAGAGGCUGGGACGUGGGGCUCUGGGGGCUGGGGUGCCCGGCCCACUCACCCCCAGGAAGAUCUUGAUGGCCCGGGAGCAGGUGACGCCCGACUUUCCACACACAACAUUCUCUGUCAGGACCGUGAAGCUGGGCUGCGAGUGGUCGGUCCCGCAGCCGUCCUGUGGGGACACAGGCGCUGAGGAGGGGCCCACCUGCUGGCCCCUGGGCCCCUGCUCCCAUGGCCUGGGCGGGCCUUACCGUGGCCAGGAUGUACCCACAGCUGCCAUCGAACAGGAAGCGCUGGCCGUCGAAGGUGACCACGUGGCCCUCCCCGUAGAGUGUGCAGGUGGAGGGGCAGCGGGCACUCUGCCAGCACGUCCACUGGCCCCCGGAGCAGGUGCUGUGGACGGAGGGGGCUGUCGGUGGCUGCACAUGCAUUCCCAUUGGACCAGGGCCUUGCUGGGGGGCCCAAGGGACAGGCCCAGGCCACCAGGGGCUCCGGGCAGGUGUGGCUUACCAUGUCUUACAGUCGGUGUGGAGCUCUGCGCCCCGGGGGUAGGAGACCCCCGCAAACUCGCACGGACAUUCCUCGGGGGGUACGCAGUGCCCGGUGGCGUUCUCGUAGAGCCCCUGGGCACAGACGCAGCCAGGCUCACACUUGGUGGGUACCUGCAGGGAGGGGUCAGUGGCCCUGGGAGGGUGGCUUUGCCGACGGCCGCCCUCUCCCCGGGCCCCUCUGAGACCCUUAGGGCUCCCCCCGGUCUGUUCCCUGCGCGCCCCCUGCUCCAGGCCUCGCUCUUAGCGGGGCCAUGAGGCACGUUCUGGUGCCUCUGUGUCACUCCUGAGCUGUUUUGUCCCCUCUCCAGGUGGUGGGGGCUUGGCCCACAGUCCUCAGGGGCUCCCUGACAUAAGCACACGCCCCCUCCAGCUCCUGGCUGCCAGGGCCCCUUCUGAACCUCUCAGUCCCGUUUGGGCACCAGCCACCCUCAUCACAGGGCGAUGGGGACAGGGGGACAGUGGGACAGCGGGCCUGGCCUCCCGGGGGGGUUUGUGAAAGUCUCUCCAGGGAGAGGCCCUGGGGGCGGCCUCCACGACCAACUGGCCAUCCCACCCAGCGGGGAGCACUCUCUGGGAAGCGCCGUGUGCCUCACUCAGCCCAGGCCUUACGCAGGGGGUGCCGGUGGCCAGCCUCUGACACGUGGGGGCACAGGCUGCCCCAAAUGUUCUCUCUGACGACUCGUCACAGGACUGGAAGAUCUUGGGGGCCGAGCAGGUAGCUGCAGGGAGGGGGGCAGAGCUGGGUGAGGGGCUCGGAGGGACCACCGCACCGGGCAGUCCAGGCCCCUGGCCUCAGGGCAGCUACAUACCCAGGAGCAGUUGUGGGCGCCCGGGGCAGCUCAGCCUGCCAUUGACACAGUAGCUGCAAGAGGGGGCCCUGUGAGCGCGCCAGCCGCGGGCUGGGGGCUGCAGGCAGGGGGGCCGGCCCCCCAGGGAGCCCCACGCUCACCAGAUGGCGCCGUUGACCAUGGUGGACUCGUCCGCCGGGAUGAGCUUGCUGCCGUCCAGGAGGCAGGGGCACUGGCCCUUGCGCACGCACUGGGCCUUGUGGUUGAGGUAGGUGCCCUCGGGGCAGGCGCAGCCGUCCAUGGGCACGGUGCUCGGGUGGCACUCGGCCGUGUGGUCCGACAGUGAUAGGCAUGUACGGCCGCAGGCCCUGAUGUUGUCGCCAAAUGUCUGGUUGCCCGUGCAGGGGGUGGCUGUGGGAGGACUGGGGGUCAGGCCCUCGGGGUGCUGGGUGGGGCCGGGCCGGUGUCUGCUAGCGCCCGCGCCACCCCUGCACCCUCCGGCACGCACUGCAGUUGACGCUGUCCCUCCAGCCCCGCAGGAGGCGGCCAUGGGUGGCACACGCGCGGGCGUAGUCACUCAGGGCGGCGCACACGUAGGGGAGGGUCUCCUCGUAGUUGCAAGCCUGGUACACGCACCUCUGCGGUGGACAUGGCAUGGUAGCUGGGUGUCCAGCCCCCAGCCCCCGCUGCCCGCCCCCCGGUGCCCUCCCUGGCCCGCGGGCCCUGCCCACCUUGUAGAAGGGCCUGGGGUUCACGGUGGCGUGGCAGCUCUGGAACACGGUGCUGUCCCUCACCAGCACCGAGCAGUGGGUCUCUGCACACACCUCUGCGGGUACGGGGCGGCGUGGGUGUCUCGCGUGCCCGGCCUGGGCCUCACGCCCACCCGCAGGCCUCCCAGGGCCCAGCACUCACUGUUGAGCUGGCUCAUGGAGCAGGGGUCUAUCUCGCGCUCCAGCGAGGCCGGGCAGUUCCCUGUCCGCCAAGAGUCCACGAAGAGCGGGGCGGUGCCCUCCACGAUGCCCGUGCUGGUCAUGAAGUCAUCCGUCGUGUCCCCAUUGAAGGUGCCACAGAGCCCUGCACCGGCCGGGCCGUGAGGGGGGCCAGCCUGCGCUCCUGCCCCACCCUGUACUCCGAAGCCCUUGUCUUCCCGUCACCAUGCCCGGGAAGGCUGUCCCUGGCCCCUCCGAGCCUGCGGUCAUGAGUGCUGGAUGUGAAGGACUGCGUUGGGCUCUUUCUGUGCUGUGGCCACGCUGGGCAGGGACGGGGAGGGGCUCACCUCUGGUCUGGCCUCUGAACUGGGGCCCGACAGUGACAUACGCCUGGAACACGGGCUCCAGCUGCACCACGAGCUCCAGCCCGAAGGUGGUGGUCAUCUGGAGGUGGGUGGACGUCUGCCUGAAGACCGUGAUGUUGCCUGGAGGGACAGGGGCUUAGGAAGCAGGCUGCUUUGGGGCCCGGCCCAGUGAGGUCGUAGGUGCUGGGCAGGGGCUGAGGACGUACGAGUCUUGUACGGUAGCCACUUGGUGUUCCCGCUGUUGGUGACGACCUCGUCCCGAGAAAUCACGAUUUUGUCCUAGAGAGAGGGUGGCUUGAGUCACGGGGGUGCCGAGAACAGGGGGAGGCCUCCCCUCCUGCCGGCCCGGCGGGACACAGUGGGGAGGGGCCCGAGGCGGCGUGGCGGGGUGGCCUUACUUCUCCGGACAUGUAGAUGACGGCGGCUAGGGCGGUCUCCGAGUGAGAGUAUCCAGACUUUUCGUACGAGGCCACGAGGAAGCCCCCAUCAGGGAGCUGCGGGCUCUGGAGGGGGGUGGUGAGGCUUAGUCCAGGGGUCUGGGGGUGCUUCUCGUGACCUCCCCCCCACCCCGGGAGCCACGUGUCCCACCUGGAGGAGGAUGUAGGUGCAGGCGCCGUGGAAGCGAUACGGCCGGGCGUCGAAUGUGGUGACGAAGGAGCUGCCUUCCAGGGAGCAGCGCCCAGGGCAGGGCCGCUCUGUGCACACCCAGUGGCCCAGGGAGCAGCGGCUGCAGGCAGGGACUGGCUUACCCAGACGGCACCCCCCAGACGCUGCUGGGCCGAGGCUGCCCAGGACCCCCCGUGACCCCUCCCUCCCUCCUGCCUUUGCCCUUACCACGUCCGGCAGGCGGCUGUCACCACUUCCCCGGGGGCGUGGGCCACGCCGUGGAGCAUGCAGGGACACUGGGCAACCGGCACACAGGUAUGGUUUUUGGAGACGUCAUCCAGAACCGUACCUGUAGGACACAGGUUUCCUGGGCCCGUGGCUCGGUGCCCUCCCACCAGCCCCGGCCCUUGCAGCUUCACGCCCCCAAGCCACUGUGCCCAGACCCACACGCUGCCCCUAGUUGGGUCAAGUCCCACGUCUUCCAGGGCCACCCAUCUCUGCCCUGCUGCAGGGCCUUCCCUCCCCUGGGGUGAGUCGGGCCUGGCUCUGACGUGUUGGAGUUGGGUCGGGGCCUCCCCUCUGUCUCUAGGUGAGUUCCGAGGGGUCCCGGGGCUGCGGUUGCCCUGACCUUGAGGACAGAAGCAGCCGAAGGUGCAGAAGCUAGAGCAGGUGUGCUGAGGGUUGGAGCAGGUCCUGGCGCAGGCCGCGCCGCACUCCUGGUACACCUGGUUGGCCGGGCACAGGCCCACGGCUGUAGGCACACAGGGGCUCUGAGACAGGGCCCCGGGCGGGGGGGGGGCGGGGGGCAGGGCCCCCGGCCGCCUGCCCUGCCCCCUCCCCAGUCUCCUUCCAGCUCCCAGGCAAGGUUCCUGGCCCUCCCCGCCGCCGGCCCCAGGACUCACAGCAGAGGCCGGGGCGCCGCCAGUGGCUGACGGGCUGGCCGGCCAUGCUGCAGCGGCGUGAGUACUCGGACAGCGAGGCACAGGCGCAGUCCCGCCGGCCCCGCGGCGCGCACUCGGCCAUGUCCGUCUGGCAGCUCCGCACGAAAGGCUCUUUGGGCACGCUGCACUCGGGGGCCACCUGGGUCAGCAGCUGGGCGCAAGUCUGGGCCUGGCCAGAGGACCACGCGGGGUCACGGGGGUCGGGGCCGCCUCCCAUGCAGGCGGGAGACCCUGCCCCACCCUGGGGGCCAGCCACAAGCACCGACCUCCCCACCCCCCGCCCCCCGCCGGCCCGUGGCUCAGGGGCCCCUGCGGCCUGACGUACAUGCUCUGCCUGUGGGGCCUGGGGCCUGGGCACCGGCAUGGAGGUGCAGAUCUCGUUGGGGUCGUCCAGCCUCUGGAGGGCGGCGUACGUGUGGGGUUCCAGUGGUUUGCCUGGGGAGGGGUUGGGUGCGGUCAGCACCGCGGCUGGGGCCGCGGGGGCUCUGGGCCCGGCCCCCACCUACCUUCCUCGCUCAGGAACUCGUCCGUCCGCUUGCCGUUGAAGUCCCCGCAGAGACCACACAGCUUGCCCAUGUGCCGCUUCUCUACCAGCACCUGCGGGCGGGCGGGCAGUGCUGUCAGAGCGCCCCGGGAACUUGCCCAGCAAGGUGCCUAGAGCCACCGUCGGAGCCCAGGCCCACGGCCAGACUCGGGACCCCAGCCUCCCCGACGGCCGGUGUCCUCACCAGCAGGUGACUGCCUGGGCCCCACGUGACCACAAGCUCCAGCUCGAGCUGCUUGGCCACCAGCUGCACGCUCUGGCCGAACGGUGUGAUCUGGAGCCCGGUGCUGCUGUAGGGUAGGCUGACGACCCUGCGGGGGCACAGUGGUCAGGGGCCACCCCCUUGGCUCCCAGCCUCCCAGCCCAGCCACGUGGCCUACCCCACAUCCUUCACGGAGAUGACCUCCUUCUGCACGGUGACCGCGGAGGCGCCCAGCUCCACAAUGAUCCGGGAGAUGUUCCCGCUGGGCCCACGCCGUAGCUGGACACUGAAGGUGGGUGAUGUGUCCUCGCAGGUGGCCGCAAAGACGUAGUUGCAGGUCCCCAGGAAGUCAUACACGUGGCCGUCGAACGUGGAGAAGUGGCCGGCCCCCCAGGUGGAGCACCAGCCCUUGUCCGGAGCUGUGGAGAUCGUGGGCAGCGUCUUGGAGCCCUGUGUCCCCCCCCCCCCCCCCCGCCGACUGGUGGGGCAGGUGUGGGAGUCCUCACCCCACGAGCUGGGCCCUUGGGGAGUUCAUGCUCGUUUCCCAAGUUCCAGGCACUCCGGGUUGGGUGGGAAAGAGCCUCUUCCCCUAGGGCGAGCCCUGUUGCAGGCGGGGUCUGCUCCCCACCCCCAGGCCUUACAGGGGCUCAGCCGCUGCCCUGCCUGGGGUCUGUGGGAUGCCUGUGGCAGCUCGUCUCCUGCCCAGGGCCCCCCACCCUCCGGGAAGCCCGGCUAGUUUUCCUUCUGGGCGAGGGGCCGCUGGAGUUGCUGGAGUUGCCUCAUGGAAAGCCCCAGCCAUGGCCACUCCGUGGUAGGGCCGCGGCACAGGGGCUCUGCGUGACUCUGGAGGACGGGAAGCUGCCUGUGGCCCUCACCUGUGGGUGGGGAGUCCUGCAGCCUCCGGAGGUCUGGGCGCACAGAGGAGGUUUUGUUUAGACCUGUGUGGACAGGGGCUGUGGUCAGCGCUGGGACCGCCUGCUUCUGCCCUGCCCGCGGUGUGCAGCGUGUGGGCCCGGAGCCAAGGGGUGGGGAGGGCGGCGUUGGCCGUGGGGCUGACCCGGCUCCGGCUGUGCCCUUCGCCCUCUCACUGGCUGGGUUCAGCGCCUCAGCUGUGGAGAGCUGGGCCCAUCUGCGAGCCCAGAAUGGCAGGGCGUGGGGCCUGGGGGGGGAGGGGUCGGCAAUUGCUGGUGGAGGGGUGAGAGGCCCCUGGGCGGCGGGGGAGAGGGUGAGCCUCUGUGUCCCCAUCGGCCAGUCCUCUGGGUGGAGUUGGGGGAGGAGCCCUGGGCCCGCUGCACGCCCUACUCUGCCGGCCCAAGCACAACUGGCUGUGACACAGAGCGGCCCCUCCUGCCCCCUGCCCCCGCCCCCCGCCCAUGUAGGACAGACCGGCAGCCUCGACAGCCCGGGCUCCAGGGGUCUGUGGUUCUUGUGGACCGCAGGUGGGAGGGGCCCUGCUCGGGGAGGGGCCUGGCGGGCUUUGAGCAAGAGGCCACGGGAGACCUGGGGAUAGGUGUGCGGCCACCUGACAGCACAGGGCUGGGGUUGGCGUGCGGCUGUCCAAGCUGUCCUUCUGUCUGGCUGCACCCCACCCCCCGAGUUCCCAGGAUGAGGUCUGAGCCUCCCCCGUGGAUGUCUCCCUCUAUCGGGCUCUGAAAGUGGCUGUUUAACCGCUUCCUCCUUCCUAGACAGUCCUGGGAGCGAGUUGACCGCUGCCAGAGAAGCGGCCGGGCGGCGUCAGUCCCGUGACUGCAGAGGUGGGAGUCAUGACUUCACUGGUGACUCGAGGGCGGCCGGAGAGGGGAGCACUUGCCCGUGGGUCACUGCCUCCUCCCCCUCCUCCCGGCCUCACUGUGGUCCUGGCGCUCCCACCCUGCAGACCUGCGCGGGGCCCCCGGUUCGGCCAUGACUCCCACCUGGCCCUCGGGGGUCCUGACCCUGCCCGCUCCCCACUCUGCUCGGCGGCGUUUUGGGGUCUCUGGGUGACGUCAGGGAACAGGGCGAGUAGCCGGCUGCCAAGGGGGUCCCGGGGGGGCGGGGGGCACACAGGCUUCCAGCGGGCCAGUGACCCUUGCCCUUGUGCCCCUCCCCGCCAUGGGUGCGCCACGUGGGUCCCUGUCUCUGCCCGUCCUCAGCUCACGACCCGCCCCCAGGACACUUCCUGCGGCCUCCACCGCCCGCCCCCAGUGGCUUCACUGCUCCACUUGCAGUGGCUCCUCUGCCGGCUUUCCAGGCACCAGCCUCACGCUUGUGUGUCUCCUGCUGUCAGAACGCUGCCGGCCCCUGCCCGGGCCCCUGCCGGCAGCGGCGCUCCAGGGACCAGCCAAGGGACUCUGUGUACCUCCCGCUCGGAAUGUCAGGACAAGUGCAGAGUCCCUGGCCCCAUGGGGCCUGCAAGGUGGCCUGGUCCGCCUCCUCCAGCCCUUCCCAGCCCCGGGACAGGCCAGCGACUGCCGGAGCUUGCGCUGUUCCCCCUGUGCGCUUGGCUGCCCUGCCUGCCCUGGCCGGUGGGCUCUGCCCUCCACCUGCCUCAAGCUCCAGGUCCCCCGGGGCUCUUGCAUCUGAACUCAUGCUUUCGGAGCCUCUGGUUCAGGGGGCAGAGCCCACCAGUCCUCAAAGGGCGCUGGCAGAUAUGUGGCCGCACCCUGGCCGUCCCCCUCCGCUGCAGGGCCCUGGCCGUCCCCUUCCACCGCAGGUACAGCCGGACCCCCACGGCCCAGCCAUGCUGCAGCCCCUUGCCACACCAGUACCCCACCCCGGCAGGCUUCCAGGGGCCUCCCUUCUUGUCCUGCUUCUGGGUCCAGGUCUCAGAGGGACAGGCCCAGGCCCGGCCCAAGUCCUGAGUGUUCAGAGCCACAGGCUUCGUGGGAGCGAAGGGGUGGGGCAGGCCCAGGGGAAACCCACUCGGCUCAGCCGUUCAUAGCCCAGCCCCAGUGGCUGGGUCUAGGCUGGGGAGCAGGCUUGGGGGCCAAGGCUCUGGGGCCACCGAGGAGGGGGCAGUAGGGAAGCAUUGUGGAGACGGGAGAGACACGUCCUACUGGGCUCUCGGGCAGAAUAGAGAAGACGCAGAGGGCUUGGUGCCUGCCGUCAGCGAGGAGGGGCUGUUCCCUGGCCCACCGUGGGACCCCUUGGGGCUGGCUGCCUCCCAUGCUUGGGGAUGCUUGGGGCCUGGGGUGGUAGCAGAAGGCACCAGUGGGUUGGGGGACGGGAGGGGAGAGCGGAUGCUGCUCUGUGGGCAAGACCCGGUGGGCGCUGGGAGGGGCGGUCCCUUCUGAACCUCGUAAAACGGUGGGGGUCCUGGGCCCUCCCGUGUGUUCCUUCGGCCCUUUUGUUUAAUCCUGUGGUAGCCACGUGAGGGGCAGCUUUCCUCCACUGUUACAGAUGCGGAAGGUGCGGCCCCUGCCCCGCCCCGUCCCUCCUACAGCCCUCCCAGGGCCCAGUGGGGAGAGGGACGCAGUGGGCUCUGGGUGUGGGCCCCCAGCACGCCCCUGGCCCACACACUCACUGGCGCUGAGGGAACUGUAUGUCCCCGAGGAAUGUCUGCCCGCCACAGCCCAGCAUCGUGCCUCCCUGGCCGCUAUGCCCAGGGCGGAGGUAAGCGGCAGCCUGGGCACAGGCUGGGCUGGGCUGGGCUCGAGACCCCGGCCUUGGCCAUGUGGGAUGGCUACAGGGCAGGGAGGGGCCUGUCGUCCAUCAGCUGCCUGGAGGCCAGCCCGACUCCGGCCCCGUCCGUGAGGCAACAAGGAACCCUCUGAGGGCUUCUGUCCCCCUAGAGUGUGGCCUGUGGGCCCCCACUCACCAGUGCCGAGCAGGGCCCCCCCAUAGGACAGGAGCAGCAGCAGCCGAGCCCCGAGCAUGACGGCGGAGAAGAGAGGUCACCACUGGCCCUGGCCCCUGCCGCAGCAGGACAACGGGCAGGCUUGUGUGAGCUCCGCCGGCCAGAGAGGCCGGCCCUCGAUGCCUUAUGUAGGGGCUGCAGUCCCGGCCCUGGCCGCACCCACGGGGCGCACUGGUGCCAAGCAGGAUCUUGGGCUCUGUGUUAUCAGGACUUGGCCUUUGGAAAGGUCCUCGGGGGGCAGUUGCCGCAUCAUCACGGGCCUCCGGGCAGCGGUUGGCACAGGCCCUCCAGAGCCCUGCAGACAUGUCCUGGGUUUGCUCCAGGCUGGCAUGGCCGGGGCCAUCCUGGGGGCGAGAAGAUCUGUGUGGGCAUGUCAGCCGUAGCUUGGGGCCGAGGGGCAUUUGUCCAGGGUAUGUGAUUGAGGCCCCUGGGCACCCCUCUGCCCCUGUGGGGGGAGCCCAGAGUGCCGGGACAGCUCCUGGGUUGAGCUCUACCCUCCCUCAGACCCUAGGGCCCUUAGAGGUGCCCAUAUGCUGGGCCUUACCCCACCUGGAGGAGGGGCACCCUCAUGGGAGGACUCCCCGAGAGGGGAAGCCGAUGCAGAGUGCCCUUGGGGGUGAGGUUCCAGGGUGAGGCUGAUGGCACAGCCAAGGGCAGGGCUGGCCGGGAGCGUUGAGAGUCGCGCUGUACCCAGAAGCGCCCCCCAGUAUGGUUUUCUGACCCUCAGGGCUCUGAGCUGCUCGUGGGCACAGGAGAGGGAUGCAGUGGCCUGGGGGGCUGGCGUCCUGUCUGGGAGGACAUCUCUGUGGAGGCUGGGUGCCAGCCUCAGGGUGCCGACCUCCCGGGUGGAGGAGCAGGGGUGUGCCUGCCACCCCCGGGAGAAGAACAUGGUUCCUGGGGGACAGAAUCUCGGGGAGCAGGGAGUGGGCAGGACACAUGCCAGCAUCAUGAGGGGUCAGGGUGAAACCCAGGAUGAGAGACAUGAUCAGGGCAAAGUCAAGAUCACAGUCAAGGUGAGGUCAGGAAGAAGGUCAAGAUCGGGGAGCGUUACGGUCAGAGUGAGCUGAGGUCAGCAGGUGUGAGUGUCUCAGAUCUUGUGGGAUCCUCUCGUAGGUGGGGAGCAGGUGUGGGUCUGGUGACUCUGCGGCAGGCUGGUCCUAAGUGGGAGCCUCUUUGGGACCCUGUGUGAGAGUUUGGGGCCCUGGUCCAGGGGUUCCCCCUUUCCUGAGGUUCUGGCCCCAUGGAGACUUGGGGUGCAGGAACCCCCCGGGCUGGGAAGGCUGCGCCCUGCCUCACAGGCCCCCUCCCCCCAGAGCCCCAGCCACAAACAGUAGAUGCCCUGUGUUUACCUUAAAUAAACUUUAGGUUUUUUUUUUUUAAACACUAUUUAUUUGAGAGAGAGAGCAUGAGCGAGGAGAAG
This is a messenger RNA of Mustela erminea (ermine), 16453 nucleotides long. RefSeq names its product collagen alpha-4(IV) chain-like. The transcript is spliced from 4 exons. Bases 12962 to 14038 code for a protein of 358 amino acids. The record is from RefSeq and is a predicted model, not a curated record. NCBI's taxonomy places the organism in Eukaryota, Metazoa, Chordata, Mammalia, Carnivora, Mustelidae.